GAAAUUAAUAAUAUAAAGAGAAAAAUGAAACCACAUGUACUAAUAUGAUACACUUUAAACCAUAUGGUACUAAAGUGAAAAAGUGCAAAAUCACAUGGGCUAACUGGGUACACUUUAAACAACAGUUUACUAAAGUGAUAAAGUGUGAAUCCACAGGGGGUAUUGGAAGUUUAUCCAAAAGUUAAGGAGUUCACUCAAUUUCUUUAAAAGUCAGGGGCCUGUUUAUAAAUUUCCCAAAGCACACAGAGGGCGUAGAUUCAUAAUGAGAGAGAGAGAGAGAGAGAGAGAGAGAGAGCUUCUUCUUCUUCGCUCUACCUUCGCCUCUUCGUCAAUGGGGGCGCUUCUCCUCCCUCUCCCACUCCUCUCCUUCCUCCUCUUCGUCGCCUUCGUGCGGAGCCCGAGCUUCGUGUGCGGCGCCGACUCCUCCUCCUCCGACGACGACACUUCCAUCACUCCGAUCCCUCGCGAUCUCUAUCGAUCGAGCGAUGUUUUGUUGCAUGAGAUCAAGGCCUUGGUCGCGCGGCAUUCGGAUAGUUUGAAUAUGGAGUCCGUGAGAGCAGGGAGUAAAGGCUAUCUCGCUGAGGUAGUAGUGGUUACGUACAACCGUGUGAAGAAGCAUAUAAGUGAUAAAGUGAAGUUCCGGAUCCUUAUGAGCUUUGGACAGCAUGGGAGAGAACUUAUUACUUCUGAAGUUGCCUUCCGUCUCUUGUCUGUUUUGACUGAAGAGCACAUUAUACCUGGAACGGAGCCGACAACUUUUCAGAAUAUGUUGGAUAAUCUUGUGAUAAAGGUUGUGCCAAUGGAAAAUUUAAAUGGUCGCAAACUUGUGGAAGCAGGGGAUCUUUGUGAGAGGAGAAAUGGUAGAGGAGUUGAUCUAAAUAGAAAUUGGAGCGUUGACUGGGGCAAAAAAGAGAAGGACUACGACCCAUAUGAGGAAAAUCCUGGAACAGCUCCAUUCAGUGAGCCUGAGGCUGAAAUUAUGCGAAAGCUCUCUUUAUCAUUUGAUCCACAUAUUUGGGUGAAUGUUCACUCUGGAAUGGAGGCUCUGUUUAUGCCAUAUGAUCACAAGAAUACAACCCCCAGUGGUGUGGCCGGGCGUUUAAUGAGAUCAAUAUUGGAAGAUCUGAACCAUCGCCACUUUCAAGACAAGUGCUUGGUUGGGUCAGGCGGGGGCUCUGUCGGGUAUUUUGCACAUGGAACAACUACUGAUUACAUGCACGAUGUUGCAAAAGUGCCGAUGUCUUUCACCUUUGAGAUAUAUGGGAACCUAUCGGCCUCUUCCAAAGACUGCUUCAGAAUGUUCAAUCCGGUUGAUAAAAUCACAUUUGAUAGUGUAAUCAACAAAUGGUGCAUGGCAUUUCUUACGCUUUUUCAGGAAGGACCCGACAAGCUUAAUGAUGCCCGAUUGCGUGUCUCAACCUUAUCGGACGAGAGGGCUCUAAACGGCGCAAUAGAUCCAAGAUUUAUGGAAGAUAACAGGGGAAGGAUGAGGAUGGAAGUGCUUGAACUUGGGAUGCGAGAAUUAAGAACUUAUUUUAGGCUUUUUAUGCUAUCGACUAUUCUGUUAAUGUUCAUGUUUUGUUCGAGGAUAUCAAAGACCAAAAACAGACAGCAACUCACUAGUCUUUUUACCCCACAAAAGCAAGAUCAUAGAAAACAGGAACAGUUUCGAUACGAUUACUUCUAAGAGUUCGGAUGAGUGGACCACGGCGGAAUAUCCAGCUUAUGUUUGGUGCUGACGACAUGUGAGUCACACUUAUUUCCUUUUGCGAUUGUAGAGUAGUGGACUUAAUGAUGCAUGAAAGAAUGUGAUUUCUCUUGUUGCCUUUGCUGUGAAAUAUGUUUCUUGGAACCCCAACAAUUGGGGCUCUUUGCAAAUGUUUGUAAUUGAAAACUGUGGCCAUGUAUCAAUCUCUUGAUCACAAUGAGUAAUAGUUAAUUCCAUUCCCUUUUCGAUCAAAA
This is a messenger RNA of Ananas comosus (pineapple), 1962 nucleotides long. RefSeq lists its product as uncharacterized. Gene Ontology annotation, molecular function: metallocarboxypeptidase activity; zinc ion binding. Gene Ontology annotation, biological process: proteolysis. NCBI's taxonomy places the organism in Eukaryota, Viridiplantae, Streptophyta, Magnoliopsida, Poales, Bromeliaceae. The coding region runs from base 263 to 1687 and encodes 474 amino acids. The record is from RefSeq and is a predicted model, not a curated record. The transcript is spliced from 13 exons.